Oreochromis niloticus (Nile tilapia) is the source of this 1420-nucleotide messenger RNA. It is a transcript of the gene gstt1b, whose product is annotated as glutathione S-transferase theta 1b. The transcript has 5 exons. Gene Ontology annotation, cellular component: cytoplasm. NCBI's taxonomy places the organism in Eukaryota, Metazoa, Chordata, Actinopteri, Cichliformes, Cichlidae. Gene Ontology annotation, molecular function: glutathione transferase activity. Bases 330 to 1079 code for a protein of 249 amino acids. The record is from RefSeq and is a predicted model, not a curated record. Gene Ontology annotation, biological process: glutathione metabolic process.
GGCUUAAUGUACUUUACCUUUGAUAGCAACAGAUUUGACCUCAAGCACGGCUUUGCGAUACUAAGUGCGUCUCAUGUAGGGCUGUUGGUAAAAGUUACUGGUGUAGAUUCAAAGCGCAGCUUAUUUUCAGCUUGUUUCCAGGAGAGUGAAGCCCGUUUGACUCAGUCAGUGUUCUGCAGCUGCAGGGUUUCACCGUCGCCAUGAACUCCACUAUCAGGGUAUCGUGAGGCACACGACAGCAGGGGGCGGGGCGCAAACUAUCUUAGAGGGCUUUAAACUCUUUGGUGUCCGCACCCUGCUCAGAAGGAGCCGACACAGGACCGUCAGCUAUGGCGCUGGAGCUCUACCUGGACCUGUUCUCGCAGCCCUGCCGCUCCGUGUACAUUUUCGCCAAGAAGAACAACAUCAGCUUCGACUUCAAGAAGCUUUCUCUGCUGGACGGCGAGCAGUAUGGGGAGGACUUUGGGAAGAUCAGCCUGAUCAGGAAGGCCCCAGCUCUCAGAGAUGGAGACUUCUGCCUGGCUGAAAGCAUUGCUAUCAUGUUGUACCUGGCUGAGAAGUUUAAGACUCCCGACUUCUGGUACCCAGCUGAUCUCCAACAGCGUGCUCGUGUCAAUGAGUACCUGUCGUGGCAGCACACGGCCAUCCGGAUGCACGGCUCCAAGAUCUUCUGGCUCCGGGUACGUUCACCUUCACUGAUCUUUCUUAUGAUUCCCAAGGUCAUGGGCGUGGAAGUCCCGGAGGACAAAAUGAACGCGGCCUUGGACGAUCUGAACUCCUCCCUGAAACUCGUUGAAGAAAAGUUCCUCCAGGACAGGCCCUUUAUCGCUGGAGAUCAGAUUUCACUGGCUGAUCUGGUCGCCAUUGUGGAGAUCAUGCAGCCUGUGGGCGCCGGCCUGGACGUGUUUGAGGGGAGACCCAAGCUGAGUGCGUGGCGGGACAGAGUCCAGGAAGCUAUUGGAAAGGAGCUCUUCGAUGAGGCACACCAGUAUAUCCUGGGAGCACAGGAGAGUGUGAAAACUAUGGAUUCCAACAAGAUGCAGUUCUUCAAGCCCAAGAUCCUCAGGCUCUUCAUGUGAACAGGAUGGCACUGAUUCUGGCCAAACGACUUGGAUUCAUCUCGUAUGUGUCAAUACAACAAAUGCACAUAGUGUCUUACAUGUAUGUCUGUACUAACAGGAUAAUGUAGUAUGCAUUCCAGAUGUUUCAAGUAAACUCAGUAAACUCUUGUUACAUAAGUGCAGGGCUGCUCCAUGGAGACAGGCAGACAUGGCUCUGCAGACCUGCUUAUGUAACAGAGGAAUGUGAAACAUGAGCUUUCAGAAUAAAUGCACAGUUAUAAAAGUUCAGUCCUCAUGUAUAAUGAACCUGCUGUUAAUCUUCCUUCAAGCCUUAAUAAACUGUCUGCAGCACUCUGUCA